Molecule: messenger RNA, 1967 nt
Organism: Folsomia candida
Lineage: Eukaryota; Metazoa; Arthropoda; Collembola; Entomobryomorpha; Isotomidae
Product: venom carboxylesterase-6
Exons: 8
Coding region: 87-1832 (581 amino acids)
Source: RefSeq, a predicted model, not a curated record
UAAUCUUGCUUGAUGUGAUUUUGGGCAGUUGGUUAUUGAAACAAAUAAAAAUUUAUACAUGCCGAAAGAAUCAGUUCUCUGCUGGCAUGGAUUGUGCAAAGUUAGUCAUUUUGUUGGUGGUGUGUUGCCUUUGUGGCGUCUGGGCGAAUGAAGAUGGCGACGUGGUAGUUCACAUUUCGACCGGGGAGGUUCACGGGGCGACGGGGCGAACAGGAAGGGAUCACAAAAUCUACUAUUUCUUUAAAGGAAUUCCUUUUGGCAAGGUGGAGAAACGAUUUGAGGAUUCCAAACCUGCCGACAAAUGGGAUACUCCGUUAAAAGCUGUGAACCCGAGUCCUGGCUGUGUCACGUCGGGCAUGAUUGGAGGUGUGCAAGGUGUCGAGGACUGUCUCACGCUGGAUGUCUACAUGCCAAAAUUGCCCACCAAGAAUGGAGACCUUCUCCCCGUGAUGGUCUGGAUUUACGGGGGUGCCUUUAUCGAGGGGAGUUCUAAUCAGUACGGCGGCUCCUACUUUAUGGAGAGCGACACUCCUGUGGUUCUCGUCGCCCUAAAUUACAGGCUCGGCGUGCUUGGCUUUCUAAACACGGGGACCGCAUCCGCACCAGGAAACCAAGGAUUAAAAGACCAGGUCCUCGGCCUUCGUUGGGUGCAGGAAAAUAUCGCUGCGUUUGGCGGGGAUAAAAAUAGCGUGACGAUAUUUGGCGAGAGCGCGGGUUCCAUUAGUGCGUCCAUGAUGACGUUGUCUCCACUCGCACAGGGACUUUUUCAUCGCGCCAUCAUGCAAAGCGGAAACGCGAUCUUGCCCUUCUUCUACAAGAGUUCGAACGGUCCCGCGCUGGCGAAAAUGGUCGGUCGGGAACUGGACUGCCCGACAAGCAACAUGGAAUAUUUGGUGAAAUGCUUGGAACGGAUUGAUCACAAAUUGUUCGCACCGCUGAUGAAAUUCUUUGAUGAAAUUGGAUGGGACGGAUCUGGAAUGUUUAUGGGGCCAUCUAUCGAAACUUAUAAAGGUGACGGGCAUUCCGUUUUCCUGGAUCAAGACCCAUAUCAGCUCGCCUUGGCCGGGAAGUUUUCUAAAGUGUCAAUUAUUAUGGGAGUUAUUGGUUGGGAGUGUUAUGCCAUGGCCAUCGCGGUCACAAAUUCGCAAUCCGCGAGUCGAAAGCUAAACGCGCAAUGGGGUCGGCUCGGAACGAACCUGCUCUUUUUAGCCGACACCGCUGAAGAUCCCGCCCAUGUUAUUAACGCAAUCAGGGAUCACUUCAUACCGGAAAAAGUUAUUAAUUCCACGACACAAAUGAAAUUGGAAGAAAUGGAAUCCGAACGACACUGGAUUUACCCGUUUAGAACGAUGGCAGCCCUGUACGCGAAACACGUUCCGGUUUAUUUGUACAAUUUUACGCAACAAGUCCCCGUUUUGAGCAGAGAAGAUCCCGAGUUGAAACAGUUUAAGCCAAAAUUAGAAGCCGGACAGACCCGUCGAAUCCCAUCGCACGGGGACGAACUGCCCUACUUGUUUGAAAUUACGGGAGUAAUGGAACGGUUUUACGAGCCAAUCUCAAAAGGUUCCGAUGAUGUUACUUUUGCGAAAGGAAUUAUUUCAACGUGGACAGCCUUUGCAAAAACCGGGAAACCGACUGGACCGUGGGGACACUGGCCGACAUUGGGGGAUAACGACGACAAGAAAAUCAUGCAUCUUGAAGACCCUCCGAGGUUAAUGGCGAAACCUGACAAUUGGGCAAAGAAUGACAAGUUUUGGCAGAGUUUGAGAAUCAAACAGUACGGGAAGGAGUGGCAAAAUUAUGAAGAGGAGGCAAAGGAAAAUUGUAUUUGAUUGCACAACUUGAAGUUGUCAAGGCGUACUGGCGUAUCGUAUUUGGUUUACAAUGAUACUUCCUGUAAAACUAAAGAAAACCAACUUUAGCCUUGACCGAGAAUUAAUAAACUUGUUCCUUUUGACUUACUUAAA